Molecule: messenger RNA, 504 nt
Organism: Colletotrichum higginsianum IMI 349063
Lineage: Eukaryota; Fungi; Ascomycota; Sordariomycetes; Glomerellales; Glomerellaceae
Product: Phosphotransferase
Exons: 1
Coding region: 1-504 (167 amino acids)
Source: RefSeq, a predicted model, not a curated record
AUGGCGACCGCUGUGACGAGACGGGCUACCAGCCGAGUCACCUUUGAAAGCGCUGAACAGGUCCGCAAAUGGGGCCGCUCUUGGCGACUUCGCAGGGAGGUGGAGGCCAUGGCCUAUGUCCGGCGCAAGACCUCCAUUCCCGUGCCAGCCAUCAUCGACGUCUGCUUAGACGAUGACCCCGAGAAAGAAGAUUGUUGGUUCGUCAUGGAGCGUCUUCCGGGAUGCCAGCUGGGCACCGCAUGGCCCGAGAUGGAUGACAAGGCACGCUCGGAAACCAUUCGCCAGCUCAGAUCGUAUCUGGACGAGCUCCAUCAACUCCGCCAUUCCGACCCUGGGUUCAUCGGGUCCGUAUCCGGGGGCCCGUCCUACGACCACCGACUGACCAACAUGCGCACCUGUGGGCCGUUUGCUUCCGUCGCCGAGUUCCACGAUUUUCUCGUCGCCCCCCGUCCGGGACUGCCCACGCCCCGAAUGGUUCGCCAAGUAUCGAAGCCAGUUUCCUGA